AUACGUGUAAAUCAGUAAAAUAGAACAUGACGACAUAUUGAUGGGGUAGGAAUGAUUACAAGUAUUGCACGGUAGAACGACAAAUACCCAAUCAUCUGAGCUAGGUUUGGCUACCUAAAUAGCCAUAUUGGUGGAUCUACUAUGGAUAAUGAUGUGCUAACUACGCUAAAGAUUUUAAUCGUCGGCGAAAGCGGGGUUGGUAAAUCAAGUUUACUCCUGCGGUUCACUGAUGACACUUUUGAUCCUGACAUAGGAGCUACAAUAGGUGUUGAUUUUAAAGUAAAAACAUUGACAGUGGAAGGAAAUAAAGCCAAGCUAGCAAUCUGGGACACAGCAGGCCAAGAAAGAUUCCGUACACUUACCCCUAGCUACUAUCGGGGUGCUCAAGGGGUUAUAUUAGUAUAUGACACCAACAGCCGGGAGACAUUUGACAAGCUGGAGGAAUGGUUGAAUGAAGUUGAGAUGUAUUCCACCAAAAAGGACAUUGUCAAGAUGCUUGUCGGCAACAAAAUUGAUAAGAACAAUAGAGAGGUUGACAGAAAGCAAGGUUUGCAGUUUGCACGGAGGCAUUCUAUGCUAUUUAUUGAAGCAAGUGCAAGAACAAAGGAAGGAGUUCAGCUUGCUUUUGAGGAAUUAGUUGAAAAGAUAAUUCAGACGCCAGGGUUAUGGGAGAAUGAAAAAAGCAGUGGCAUGAGGCUGACCUCAGGCGGGCCACAGACGGUGGAGGGAUGCAGUGGCUACUGCAGCGUUCUUUAGGCCAUUUGUCAUAUACAGCUGCGUGCUGGGAACAGUGCAGUAAUGCAAUGGCUAGAGGGAGCUUUCACCAAAGAAUCAAGAGAAUUUUUGUCGGCAAACUUGGCAAGCUUUUAGCAAAAAAAGAACAAAAAAAGAAACUUAUUGAAUCAGUCAGAGAGGGGAUAUUUUCAUUGAAAGAUUUCUUUGUUCAUUUUGGAGUGAAUUUGCCACGAAAAAGUCAUGAUUUUUUUGUGCAUGUAUUUCAGUAUUCUUAGAUUCAGUGCCUUGUACAGUAUAUUUGGGGAAUAACGUACAUCAGUAGGCGUUGGUUUGAUGCUCUCUCUCCUAGCAUAUCAAAGCAUAGCAUAAUGCGGUUACUGACUUGAACCUUUAGUGCAGAUGUGUGUAUAUAGUUAGGUUUACAGUAGAUAGAUCCUACGACCCCUCUAUGCUUCUUCAAAGACCUAAUACAGACAUAAUGCUCUAUCUGUCAGUCAAGAAACAAUGGCAGCUGUCUACUUCUAUGCUCGGUUUUAUGCUUGGUACCAGUAAAUCUUGUUCACUUAUUUACGCUUAGUAAAUAUGCUAAUAAGUGAAUCUCUGAGACCUUGGUACUCAGAAUAACCGCCGUAUACAUAGCUAUGGAGACUAUGAUAACGGGGUAGCCCAACCCUGCCAAAUGACACAUUACAGUAAGUAUAUAUACAGUAAAUAUAUGUCGUAUAUAAUCGUACCAUUUCUUUACUUAAAAAUGUAUGGGCCUCAGAUCAGCCAGGGAUAUUAUUUUAGUGUAGUUAGAGAUUAGCAAAUGAAGGAAAGAAAAAGGCUCCUUUGUUAGUUACCAUUUUUUUACGUUUGCUACUUCUUCAACCCGUCACUGUUAACAAGUGAGUGGUCACCAAUGAAUUGGUGUGAAAGCAAAAAUAAUGUGCACUGAUGCAGUCCAUUUUUGAUAUUAAAGACAACCCUAAACAGAUUGCACUGUUCGAUAAAAUAAAGAUGUUACGAUACUGUAUGAUAUUAAAUUUGUUUUCAUCUAUUUCAAUAAACGUUAAAUAAAUAAA
Molecule: messenger RNA, 1799 nt
Organism: Nematostella vectensis (starlet sea anemone)
Lineage: Eukaryota; Metazoa; Cnidaria; Anthozoa; Actiniaria; Edwardsiidae
Product: ras-related protein Rab-18-B
Exons: 8
Coding region: 142-756 (204 amino acids)
Molecular function (GO): GTP binding; GTPase activity
Source: RefSeq, a predicted model, not a curated record